ACGGCGCGAGCGCCCGGCCGGCUCCCUCGGCGCGUCCUUCACGUCCCGGCCUCCGUCCCUUUCGGUCUAACGCUCCUCGGCCCCGCCCGAGCCCACCGUAUUCUUUCCAGCUCGAUCCCGGCUGCCGGUUUCCCCCGCCGCCAUGAUGAUGAUGGCAUUGAGCAAGACCUUCGGGCAGAAGCCCGUCAAGUUCCAGCUGGAGGACGACGGCGAGUUCUAUAUGAUCGGCUCCGAGGUGGGAAACUACCUCCGUAUGUUCCGAGGUUCUCUGUACAAGAGAUACCCCUCGCUCUGGAGGCGACUAGCCACUGUGGAAGAGAGGAAGAAAAUAGUUGCAUCGUCACAUGGUAAAAAAACAAAACCUAACACUAAGGACCACGGAUACACCACCCUUGCCACCAGUGUGACGCUGCUGAAAGCCUCAGAGGUAGAAGAGAUUUUGGAUGGCAAUGAUGAGAAAUACAAGGCUGUGUCCAUCAGCACGGAGCCCCCCACCUACCUCAGGGAACAGAAGGCCAAGAGGAACAGCCAGUGGGUCCCCACCUUGCCCAACAGCUCCCACCAUCUGGACGCUGUGCCCUGUUCCACCACCAUCAACAGGAACCGCAUGGGCCGGGACAAGAAGAGGACCUUCCCCUUGUGCUUUGAUGACCAUGAUCCAGCUGUGAUCCAUGAGAAUGCAUCACAGCCUGAGGUGCUGGUACCCAUCCGGCUAGACAUGGAGAUAGAUGGGCAGAAGCUGCGGGAUGCUUUUACCUGGAACAUGAAUGAGAAGCUAAUGACCCCUGAGAUGUUUUCAGAGAUCCUUUGUGAUGACCUGGAUUUGAAUCCACUGACUUUUGUGCCUGCCAUUGCCUCUGCCAUAAGACAGCAGAUUGAGUCCUAUCCCACAGACAGCAUCCUGGAGGACCAGUCUGACCAGCGCGUCAUCAUCAAGCUGAACAUCCAUGUGGGAAACAUUUCCCUGGUGGAUCAGUUUGAAUGGGACAUGUCAGAGAAGGAGAACUCCCCUGAGAAGUUUGCCCUGAAGCUGUGCUCGGAGCUGGGUCUGGGCGGGGAGUUUGUCACCACCAUUGCAUACAGCAUCCGGGGACAGCUGAGCUGGCACCAGAAGACCUACGCCUUCAGUGAGAACCCACUUCCCACGGUGGAGAUUGCCAUCCGAAAUACUGGAGAUGCUGACCAGUGGUGCCCCCUGCUGGAGACGCUGACCGAUGCUGAGAUGGAGAAGAAGAUCCGGGAUCAAGACAGGAACACAAGGCGAAUGAGGCGUCUCGCCAACACUGCCCCAGCCUGGUGAUGAAGCCACCAUCCAUGCUCAACUUGCACAGAGCAUCUCAAAAGACUGCUUUUCCUUCCUCUGUGGUGAAGAGAAAGGCAAAGGGACAGCUGGUGCCAUCCUGAGGAAUGGGGUAGGAGCUCCUGGGUGCCUUCCUUCAGCACACAUUCCAUUUGCUAAACCCCAACACUGUCCUCCAGAGUCUAGAGUCAGGAAGCAGCCUAACUUGGGUUAUGUUUUGUUUUUGUAUAGGAGCCCCCAGGCAGGGCUAGUAACUCUUUUUAAAUAAAAAGUAAUAUUCGGUUUCUCUGGUGUAAAAGCAUAAAAAUGAGAGCC
Molecule: messenger RNA, 1615 nt
Organism: Acomys russatus (golden spiny mouse)
Lineage: Eukaryota; Metazoa; Chordata; Mammalia; Rodentia; Muridae
Gene: Smarcb1
Product: SWI/SNF related, matrix associated, actin dependent regulator of chromatin, subfamily b, member 1
Exons: 9
Coding region: 143-1300 (385 amino acids)
Biological process (GO): chromatin remodeling; regulation of transcription by RNA polymerase II
Cellular component (GO): nuclear chromosome; nucleus
Molecular function (GO): transcription coregulator activity
Source: RefSeq, a predicted model, not a curated record